AUGUUGAAGGCACACCCAGCUCCCAAUCCAACUAUAUCAUUAUAUAUCUGGUAUCAUAAUAUUAUGCUUGGACGUGCAAAUCGGUCGAUGUGCGACGAUUGGUCACUGACGUCUAGGCGAUGGCGCUUCCGUUUCAUACCGCGCAGCUUUUCCUCAAUUCAGAUGAUGAGAGUAGAUAAGCCACCGUCUUCUUCGAAUGUGAGAAACGCAUAUUCCCCGUUCUUCGUGCAGUAUGCGACCAUUGCGAUUCUCUCCGUCUUGUGGGGCGGUACUGUAAUCCUUUGCGCCCACGCGACCGUGACUAGUGGACGCCACGCGAAAAGCAGUGCAGGACAGACUGUGUCUAACAUCGACAGAGAUGGACAUGGAAAUCAUUUCUGCCUUGGUCACGUGGCCUAUGGGGAGAGGUACCUUGAGCUGGGCACAGCGACAGCAAGCAAUAAACGUGAAUACGCAAGGCAGAAUCGGUACACAUUUGUUCCUAUCGGCGCACAAGAUUACGAGUGCCUGUUGAUCAAGUACUGCCCAUCAAUCGCCGCAGAGGCACGCCUCGCAGAUCCGAUCACAGGUGCCAAGUUUUGUGCAAUGAGAUAUGCUCUCGCAGAGCAAGGCUGUGAUUGGAUGCUGCUCACUGAUGUAGAUUCGGUUGUUAUCGACACGUCUGUUAGGAUCGAGGACCUCAUCGGAAGUGACGCAGCGCUCCUGCCCACCGGAGAUGCGAUCUCAGACGUCAUCUGGUUCGUCGACGGGUCCAUAGUCUCUAACGCGCAGGAAGAUACAGAGAAAGAGGCUCAUGCAACUGGAAUUGUAGCACCAUGUGGAGACGUGGCUCUCUUUGCCGCGAGCCUAAACAUGGGCGCCUUCCUAAUGCGCAGGUCCACCUUCACAUCUGACCUAUUGACCCACAAUGUCCUCGCACUGAGCUCCAUGGGAGCAUCUUUCCUGACCGAAUCUGACUGCAGCACCGCAGGCCUUGGUGCGACUGGAGAGGACCUAUGUGCGUCCAACUCGGGCGUUGAAGAAUGUAGCAUCGGCUGUAUCCAUCGUAUGCACCCUGAUUGGCUUGAGAAGGCUCAAUGUCUUUCCACAUUGCCAACUGAUGUCCCUGCGGUGCUUGCGACUUUUAACAUGGUCCCCCCUUACCUUUCCGGCCAAGCUGGUGGUGGCACUCUCCUCGCCAACUGCAUCGGGAGCGUUUCCCAACAAGACAAUAUGGACUGCAUCAAGUAUGCGCUUAAAUUGAGCCUAGGUGCCGUGGGAAACGUGGACAACACCGAUUUGUCAACAGCUGGGCGAGGAUCCAACCAGCAGGUUUAUCUCAAGUAUGAAUGA
This is a messenger RNA of Aureococcus anophagefferens, 1332 nucleotides long. RefSeq lists its product as hypothetical. The coding region runs from base 1 to 1332 and encodes 443 amino acids. The record is from RefSeq and is a predicted model, not a curated record. Lineage: Eukaryota; Pelagophyceae; Pelagomonadales; Pelagomonadaceae. The transcript is spliced from 2 exons.